AAGAAUUCUAGAACUUGAAUCAGUGCCUACUAAGACUUCGCACGCGUAUAGUGAUUAAUUUAUUUACAGUACAAAUAAAUAAUGACACCUGAAUACAUUCGUGAACAAAACUUUCGUGUUUUCGCGUGGUGGUCAGUCGUUUUGGUGCUGAAAAUUUUCGGCAGCGUCGCGUUGGUUGGUUUUUGGCGACAUUAUAAAAAAAUUUUUUUGUCGCCAGAAGACGCAAAGUUUAUAAAAGACUCUAAAGUUGUGUACGACGAUCCGGAUGUCGAGAGAUGUCGUCGAGCGCAUUUAAAUGACUUGGAGAAUAUUCUACCUUGGGUAAUUUCCACGGCCUUUUGGCUCACUACGUCUCCAGAUCCUUCUACUGCGGCAUUUCUUAUUAAAAUGUUCGCUAUAAGCCGCUUUGUUCAUACGUUUGUUUACGCGGUUGUCGUUGUAAGACAACCUGCUAGAUUUUUAGCUUUUAUGGUUGGGCUUCUUAUUACUAUUUACCAAUGUUUAGCGACGGUGUACUAUUACUCCUAAUUUUAGAGCCUAAAAGUCAAAAAAUAUUCAGAAAUAUUAUUAAAUAAAAAAAUUUACUUGAAAUAAAUUUUUUACAGACGAGAA
Cotesia glomerata is the source of this 612-nucleotide messenger RNA. RefSeq names its product microsomal glutathione S-transferase 1-like. Bases 82 to 528 code for a protein of 148 amino acids. The record is from RefSeq and is a predicted model, not a curated record. NCBI's taxonomy places the organism in Eukaryota, Metazoa, Arthropoda, Insecta, Hymenoptera, Braconidae. Gene Ontology annotation, cellular component: membrane. The transcript is spliced from 2 exons.